Aspergillus nidulans FGSC A4 is the source of this 1423-nucleotide messenger RNA. RefSeq names its product CFEM domain-containing protein. Gene Ontology annotation, cellular component: extracellular region; membrane. The coding region runs from base 17 to 1288 and encodes 423 amino acids. The transcript is spliced from 8 exons. The record is from RefSeq and is a predicted model, not a curated record. Lineage: Eukaryota; Fungi; Ascomycota; Eurotiomycetes; Eurotiales; Aspergillaceae.
GUUCUCGGCCGCAACCAUGGAUGUCCGCGACCAGCUACCAUCCGUCAAUCCAAUCCCUGACUGCGCGCGCUCCUGCCUUACCGCAGCAGCAGCAGAGGCAUCGUGCAGUCUGACGGAGGCUAUAUGUGUCUGCUAUGACCAGACCGUAGCCAAAGCGAUGGGGACGUGUGUUGCGCAAGCGUGCUCGGUUUCAGAUAUCUUCUCCGUCAAGCGGUACUCAGACACGAUCUGUGGUGCUAAACCCAGGGCGCAGACCCAGGCACUUGUCGUAGUGAGCACCAUGUUCCUGGUGAUCAUGAUUGUCUGCGUUCUCAUGAGAACUGUUGCCCGGGUUCUUAACCGCAACUACGGCCUCGACGACCUCGCCAUUAGCCUCAGCGUGGGUAUCGCCGUUGCAAUCGCCGCCAUUGUUUACCCCACCAGUAAUCUAGGGUUAGGAACCGACAUUUGGUAUCUUGAGCGCCCAAAAAUAGACCAUUUACUCUAUCUCUUCGUUGUGACCACAUAUCUGUAUAUCCCAUGCCUGGCGGUGAUCAAGAUCUCAAUGCUGCUGCUCUAUCUGCGGAUAUUUCCCAACCGGAAUCUGCGCAUUGCAACCUUCAUCAUGCUCGCCAUCGUCAGCAUGUGGGGUGUCGCAUAUACCCUGGUCAUAAUCUGGAUAUGCAGCCCGCGAAGCUUCGCCUGGCUAGGCUGGGACGGCGAGCAUACCGGUACUUGCGUGAAUUCGAUGGUUGUCCAGGUCUCCCAUGCUAUACUCAACAUCGUAUUUGAUGUCAUUGUGCUUGGCAUGCCUCUUCCUGUCUUGCUAAGACUGGACAUGUCCAAAACGAAGAAGGCUGGUGUCUGUGUGAUGUUUCUUACUGGAUUUAUCGUGACUGCCCUGAGUAUUGUUCGAGUGGUCACAACGUACAACUUCCUAAAAUCCCGGAACCAGACGAGAGAUUUCAUUCCUUUUUGCAUCUGGAACAUUCUUGAGAUUGAUCUUGGCAUCAUUUGCUCGUGCUUACCCGGAAUGCGUGCUCUUCUCAAGAUUAUCAUUCCGGGCUGUGGAAGCACAAAUGAAGCCUCAGACUACGACUACAGUUCACCGCAGGAGGUCCCGGGAAACUCAAGGAAUCUGCACAACAAAUCAUUCCAUCUCAGUGUAGACGGGAGUGGACGGGUACGGUCAAGUACAAGGAGGGAGAGAAAUGCAUUCGUGCCCCUUCCCGAUUUGCCUCCAGUCCGGAGCAGACUGAUUAGUCACUUGCCUGAAAACUGGAUGGCUGAAAGGAGUCGCAGCUCAUAGGUAGUCAUGCUGGCCGUGUACUACGCAAUACCGACGGUUUGUUGGGGAUAAUAAUGCCUUUAUGAAGAUUUGAUUUUGCUGGGAGAGCCAGACCUGCACGGUAGCCAUACCUCAUGAUUUAGACGUGUCUACUAU